This is a messenger RNA of Brassica napus (rape), 726 nucleotides long. Its product is annotated as cytochrome b561 and DOMON domain-containing protein At3g07570-like. Bases 1 to 726 code for a protein of 241 amino acids. NCBI's taxonomy places the organism in Eukaryota, Viridiplantae, Streptophyta, Magnoliopsida, Brassicales, Brassicaceae. The transcript has 4 exons. The record is from RefSeq and is a predicted model, not a curated record.
AUGCCUGAUCAAGGAGACCUAGUGAUCGUCAACGUUGACGGUGGAGAUGCCAGAAAGAGCAUUCUUUACGCUAAGGGACCUGCUGGGUUCUUCCCAUCUUCGCCGGGGUUUAGGUUGAGAGAGCACCAAUCUAUGACCACCACGACCAUCAAUUAUGUUACAGGUUCGCAAAGUGUGGUUAAGGGUUCGUCACACUCUAUGCUAAGGAAGAUGCAUGGGCUAAUGAACAUGUUUGGCUGGGAAAUACUAAUCAUCAUCGGUGCCAUAGUGGCACGACAUAUGGAGCAAACCACCGCCUACUUUUAUGGCUACCUUUUGUUAUAUUCUCACAUCGCUAUCCAGAUGACCGGCUUUCUCCUAGGUUCAAUUGGCAUCAUUUGCGGUUUGUUUCUCGAGAACCAAACCAACGCCAAUAAUGUUUCCACGCACAAAGCCCUUGGGAUAACAAUACUCGUCAUGGGCUUUCUCCAGGUCCUAGCCUUGUUUGCUCGACCGGACAAAGAAUCCAAAUACAGGAAAUACUGGAACUGGUAUCAUCACAACAUAGGAAGAGUUAUGAUAAUACUCACUAUUUCGAACAUCUUCUAUGGUAUUCAUCUGGGUAAAGCUGGCACUUCCUGGAACGUCGGUUACGGUUCUGCGAUUGGUGUCUUGGCUUUGGCUGCUAUUGGAUUAGAAGUUAGAAACUUCUUGAAAAACACAAAAUGUUUUGAUUUUCCAGCAUGA